Messenger RNA from Aethalodelphis obliquidens (Pacific white-sided dolphin), 5203 nucleotides. It is a transcript of the gene SYNE3, whose product is annotated as spectrin repeat containing nuclear envelope family member 3. Gene Ontology annotation, biological process: nuclear migration. Bases 1020 to 3818 code for a protein of 932 amino acids. Gene Ontology annotation, cellular component: nuclear outer membrane; cytoplasm; meiotic nuclear membrane microtubule tethering complex. The record is from RefSeq and is a predicted model, not a curated record. The transcript is spliced from 19 exons. Gene Ontology annotation, molecular function: actin filament binding. NCBI's taxonomy places the organism in Eukaryota, Metazoa, Chordata, Mammalia, Artiodactyla, Delphinidae.
GCCACCAGGGAAGCCGUCACAGACACAUUUUGAAAAGUGAAUUUAGUGAGUGCUACCCACGGAACACUUGUGAGGUGAGCUAGUGGAUACCAGAAGGUCUCAGGUCAAGACAUGCCGUAUUGUAGAGACUGCGGGGGCGGGAGGGUGUUGAGAAGACUCUGAACACUGUGUCUACCUUCCAGCAGAAGGAAGGGAGCCUGAGCUGUCAGGUGACCCAAGGGUGCAGGAUCUGGUCGGUCCUGUUCACCUCUCUGAUCUUCAGCACCAACCAUAGCAUCUGGUACGGAGCAGGCGUUGCAACAAGAUCUGUCAUUAAAUGAAUAAAGCGUCUCCCAAGCUCUGGAACAGAGGGAAGUUGGGCCUGGUGUGGCUCUGGAUUAGAAGAUGAGAUGGGCCCCUCUCUCUGCCUGUUCACACGGGUCCUUGGAGGGCACGCCCUUCAUCAUCACCUGGCCUGGCGGCUGGAUGGAGUGAGAGGCACAGAGGGAGAGAAGUGAGGGUGAGCUGGAUUUUUCUCGGCCGUCAGUUCCUGGAAACCCAGGUCGGGCCUCCACAGCCUGGUUGGUGCCCCAUCUGGCCUGAUUCAUUUCGAGCCAUACACUGAGAGGCCUGGCGUCACUGGGCCCAUCGCAGUCCCGCCCAAACUGGGCAUGCCUCUCAGCUAGUCCCCCAUCUCAGGCACGCUCCCUGCAGAGGACUUGGCCUGGGCACCUCGUCAGUCUGACCUGCAGGGGUUCAUCUGCCCCCCCACCCCCGGCCUCUGCAUCAGUCGGCUAUGGGAUGGGACAUCCUGUUCUGACUCAAAAAGGAACCCUCCUUCUUCUGCCUUCCUGACUCACUUCCUCCUUUUGCUGGCCGUCUUACAGCACGGCAUGGGCGCUGGAGCCCAACAGACCCGGGCCUGCCCCUGACUGCGCCUCAGUAGCUGUCUGACUUGGGCAGGAGAGCUGGCCCUUCUGAGCCUCAGUUUCCCCAUCUGUAAGGUGACGCGGUCGCCCCUGCCUUGGUGGUUGGUGGUAAUGGAUGCACUGCACCUGCCCAGCGCCUGGCACCCAGCAGCCCCUGCAGGUGCCAUGACUCAGCAACCGCAGGAGGGCUUCGCCAGGAGCAUGGGGGACGCCCAGGAGUGGAUGAAGGCUGUGCAGGAGCGGCUGCAGAUCAAUGACAACACCCAGGGGCCCCGCGCAGCCCUGGAGGCCAGGCUGCGGGAGACCGAGAAAAUAUGCCAGCUAGAGCCAGAGGGCCGCGUGAAGGUGGACAUGGUGCUGCGGGCGGCCGAAGCCCUCCUGGCAUGCUGCCAUGAGGACCAGAAGCCCGAGAUCCUGGCCCGGCUGAGGGACGUCAAAGCGCAGUGGGAGGAGACGGUCACCUACAUGACCCACUGUCACAGCCGUAUUGAGUGGGUGUGGCUGCACUGGAGCGAGUACCUGCUGGCCCGGGAUGAGUUCUACCGCUGGUUCCAGAAGAUGACGGUGGUGCUCGAGCCCCCCGUGGAGCUGCAGCUGGGCCUGAAGGAGAAGCGCUGGCAGCUGAGCCACGCCCAGGUGCUGCUUCAGAACGUGGACAAUCAGGCCACGCUCCUGGACCGGCUGCUGGAGGAGGCGGCCUCCCUGUUCAACAGGAUCGGGGACCCCAGCGUGGACGAAGCCGCGCAGAAGAAGCUGAAAGCCGAGUACGACGCGGUGAAGACCAAAGCCCAGAACAGAGUGGACCUGCUGGAGCAGGUGACCCAGGAGCAUGAACAUUUCCAGCUGAGCGUGGACGAGUUCCAGCUGUGGCUGAAGGCGGUGGUGGAGCGGGUGCACGGCUGCAUGGGGCGCAAGUGCCGGCUGAGCACCAAGGACCGUCUCUCGGCGCUGCAGGACAUCGCCAGCGACUUUCCCAGGGGCGAGGAGUCUUUGCGGAGGCUGGAGGAGCAGGCCGGGGGCGUCAUCCAGAGCAGCUCCCCUCUGGGUGCAGAGAAGAUCACCAGAGAACUGGAGGAGAUGCGGAAUGUUCUGGAGAAGCUGCGUGCACUCUGGGAGGGGGAGGAGGGGCGGCUGCGGGGCCUGCUCUGGUCCAGGGAAGCCUACGAGCAGCAGAGGAGGCAGCUGGAGGCCGAGCUGGCAGAGUUCAGGAAGGGCCUUCAGAGGCUGGCGGAGGAGGACCUGGAACCCGCGGCCAAAGCAGGGACCCAGGACGAGCUGGUGGCCCGCUGGAGACUCUACUCGGCCACGCGGGCGGCGCUGGCCGCGGAGGAGCCUCGGGUGGACCGUCUGCAGGCCCGGCUGAAGGAGCUCAUCGUGUUCCCCGAGGACCCGCAGCCCCUCGCGGGCAGCGUGGUCUCUGCCAUCCAGGAGCACCAGAGCAUGAAAGCCAAGAGCAGCAGGCUACGUAAUGCCGCGGGCGUGGACCUGUGGCGGCAUUUCCAGCGGCCCCUGCAGGAGCUGCAGCUGUGGAGGGCUCUGGCCCAGAGGAUCGUGGACGUCACCGCCAGCCUGCCGGACCCGCCCUCCAUCCACACCUUCCUGCCGCAGAUUGAGGCGGCCCUGGCGGAAAGCUCCCGCCUGAAGGAGGAGCUGACGAUGCUGCAGCUGAAGAAAGACCUGCUGGGCGGCAUCUUUGGCCAGGAGAGAGCCACGGCCCUGCUGGAGCAGGUGGCAACUUCCGUGAGGGACAGAGACUUACUGCACAACCGGCUUCUGCAGAGAAAGAGCAAACUGCAGAGCUCACUCGCUCAACACAAAGAUUUCGGAGAUGCUUUUGAUCCCCUGCAGAGAAGGCUCUCAGACCUCCAAAUCAGGGUCCGUGCUGAGAAUGGGCUUCAGCGGGACCUUCCUGGGAAACAGGCCCAGCUUUCGAGGUUGCAGGGGCUACAGGAGGAGGGACUGGACCUGGGGAUGCAGAUGGAGGCCAUGAGGCCUCUCGUCCAGGGGAACUCCCACCACCAGCACAGAAUGGACCAGCUCUCCUCUGACCACCAGACCCUGCACAGGUCUCUGGAGGACCUUGUGGACACGUGCCGGCAGAGCGUGCGGGAACAUUGCACCUUCAGCCACGAGGUUUUGGAGCUGCGACAGUGGAUCUCCAUGCUCACGCAGAAGCUGGAGGCCCACCGCAUGGACACGGGCCCAUGGGAUGCCCAGUCCCGAGAGGUCAAUGUCGAGAAACUGCUGGACGAAUUCCCCGCGAAGGAGGCCCAGCUGCCCCUGGUUGAAGCACGCGGCCGGCUGGUGAUGGAGAAGUCUUCUCCGGAGGGGGCUGCUGUGGUCCAGAAGGAGCUUCAGGAGUUGGUGGAGUCUUGGGGGGCCCUGAGGCUGCUGAGGGGAAGCCUGCUGAGCCUCAUCAGAAACCGGCAGCUGCAGAGGAUGGAAGUGGAUUCGGGGAAGAAACUGAUUUUCGCCAACAACAUCCCAAAGACUGGGUUUCUCAUCACCCCCAUGGAUCUUAUUUUCCGACACCACCGUCAGACAAAUGUGCUUCAGGAGGAGAAAGACAGCUGUGAAGAUUUCUCCCAGCUCCUGAGGAGCUUUGAGCACUGGUUGCAGGUGGAUAAUUCCAAGUUGGUUAGAAUCAUCGCCAUGAGAACUGCCACCGCCAAGGACCUGAGGAGCAGAGAAACAAAACUGCAGGAGCUGGAGGCUCGGGUACCAGAAGGUCAGCAUCUCUUUGAAAACCUCCUUCGUCUCAGGCCAGCGAGGGGGUCCUCAGAUAAGCUGGAGGAUCUGCGCUACCGGUGGAUGCUCUACAAGUCCAAACUAAAGGACUCCGGCCACCUGCGUACGCAGAAUUCUCCAGGGGAGCCGACUGGAUUCCAAAAGAUAUGUACUGAGCACUGACUUUGUACCAAGCACUGUUUCAGGCUUCAUUUAGAAACAAAUCAAUGUGUGAAAGUUUGAGUUCGGUGCUGGCUGGCUUUUGAGCUCAUGGGUCUCAGCCCCCCGUGAAGAAGCAAGCAACUGGGAAGCCAAUCUGCAGAGGCCAUCUGGGGUUCCUUUAUAUGAGCUUGUUUCAGCACAGAUUUCUGGGUCCCACAUCCAGAGUUUCUGAUGCAUUAGGUCUGGGGGGAGGUUGCCUAGGAUCUGCAUGUCCAUCGAGCUCCCAGAUGACGCUGUUGCCGCUGGCCUGGGGACCAGACUUUGAGAACCGCUGCUGUACGCUCUGGAUCUGAGUCCAGGAUCCACCAUCAGUGUGUGUGACCGUUGGCGAGUCACUUAACCAGGGUUUUCCAAGGAAUAAAAUGCGGGUCCGCUGAACUAACAGUUCUUAUCGUAAACCAGCAGAUUCUUAAUUGCCAUGUAAAUGAGGACCGAGGAGGGGUCUGCAGUCACUGCCUCUGCUUCCCUUCCUGAUGGCAGAGGGAUAGUGCCGCUUCUGGGGGGAGCAGUGGGGGGGCUCCUCCCGCUGGUGCGGCUCUGGUGUUGUUUGGCUGGGAGGGGUGCGCACAUGCGUGCGUGGGGCUCCGCACAUACACACGCAGGUCUGACAGGUAGAAAAUAGGUGCUGUUUUCCGAGGUUGUAAUCUUGCCAACUUAAAAACAUUCCAUAUAUUAGUUUUAGUCCAAAGGGAAGGGGGGGAAAAAAAAGAAAACCCUGCCCCAAAGCUGAUUAUUUAUGAGCAGUUGGCUCUCCACACUUUUUUUCUCUCCACACACCAAGCCACUGAAAGCUCCAACUACGUCAGUGGCUUCAGCCUGCUUGUUUAUAUAAACAGAAUAAUUAAGAUUUAUUAAAUUUGCAGCUGCCUACACACUGGCCAGCUCAGUGCCACCGGAUACGUCUGCUUGAAGCAAUCAGACACAUGAAAUGUCAUUGCUUUUCAAGCUGCUGUUGGGCUGUGAGUCGACUGAAUUCCUGCGCUGGUACAGGGAAGGGGUCCUACCUGAGACAGCCUGUUAGUUGAGGAGUAGAUUUGCCAAUGCUUGCCUUUGCCGGCGUGCACUGGGCGGGGCCACAUGCCCGUGUGCAGGCAUGGAGAGCAGAUUCCUCCCGGGCGUCCCAUGCUGUGGCCUCUGGGUGACGGGUCCAGAUGGUGAGAGGCUCGAGAGUGGCAUUUUAUUCACAGGUUUUAGACUCAUAAUUAUUCACAUUUUCACCUCUCGGGAAUGGGGUGUCCUAUUACAAUCUAGUUUUUCCAGCGAAGACUGGGGCUUACUUUUUUCUGCCACCCGGGACACUUUCCACCUGAGAUUUCUUUAAAUUAAAAUCUCUCCUUGGAGGUUGA